UUGACCUCGUUCUAAUUUAUAUUCUUCGGCUUAUUUUUAUUUAAUUUAAUUCAGAUUCAGCGAUUCUGCAUUAUUCUGCAAUAUUCUGCAUGGCAUCGUGCUGAUUGUGCAGUUCCAGAAAUCCAGUGUUAAUCGGGUUUGAAGUUUCUUAUACUUUUUUGAUUUCUACCCUGAUUGCUACAUUACUGUUACAUUGUUUGAUAGUCAUAAAAUAUAGCUUUGAAUAUUUUCAAUUUUCAAUAUUCAAUAUUAAAGUUUGAGCAUGGCUAGUGGGGGCGAUGGGCCUUCCCGGGGUCGUGGACGUGGGGCAACUAUGCUGGCCGCUUUGGAGAGAAUGAAGGAGAAGGAGAGACUGGAUAGAGAACAACUUGGAGUUCGAGGGGAUGAACCCAAACCUGAGCCUCCAAAAGGAUUGGGCAGAUCUGUAAUGCUCAAAACUUUACACAGCAGACUAGGCAUGCGGAAAGAUGCAUCAACUUCUGCGACCCCUGCUGUUGUGAGUGAACCAACUCCAGCCGUCGUGAGUGAACCGACUCCAGCCGUCGUGAGUCAACCAACUCCAGCCGUUGUGAGUAGACCAACUCCAGCCGUUGUGAGUAAACCAACUCCAGCGCCAACACGUUCUGCCGAGACAGAUGUCACAGAAAAAAUGGCCAAACUCGAAGUAUCAGAUUCGGCAUCGCAAGUAUCAGAUUCGGCUGUUAAAGAACCUGUACAAUAUAAGGGUUCUAGUGGUAAACCAAUCAGGCUGUCAGCUAAUUAUAUCCGCCUUGAAGUUGCCAAAGGCCGAGGUGUGUUUGAAUACGAAGUUAAAUUUAGUCCAGAAAUAGAUGCUAAAAACCAGAGAAUGCGAUUGGUAAACCAGAUAAUGAGAGAAAUGGAGAGUGCAAAACUUUUUGAUGGUGGUCAUCUUUUAUAUUUACCAACAAAAAUUACAGAUACCCAAAAAACUUUCAAAGGAAUCUUGCAAGGUGAUGACCUAGAAGUGGAGAUUACAAUAAUUUUCAAAAAGCAAAAACGCUUGGGCGAUAGAGAAUGUAUCCACCUCUAUAAUAUCCUUUUUAAAAGAGUGAUGCACGCUUUGUUAUUUAUUCAAAUGGGGAGGAACUAUUUUGAUACCGGACACAGAAAUUUGAUUCCACAACAUAAACUGGAAGUUUAUCCAGGUUUCGCAGUAUCAGUAGACGAACUUGAAGAUGGAUUGAUGCUCUGCCUUGACACUCAACAUAGAGUUCUGCGUACACAGAAUGCUUAUGAGCUAUUGAAAGAAUUACAUUCGUCAAACGCUCGGACAUUUAAGGAGACAGCCCUUAAAAACAUGUUAGGAUCUUGCGUAUUUACACGGUACAACAACAAAACUUACAGAAUUGACGACGUCCUAUGGGAUGUAACACCGAAAGAUACAUUCCCAACUAGAGACGGAAGACAGAUUUCAUUUUUGGAAUACUACAAAGCACAACAUAAUAUAAUAAUUCAGGACCCAGACCAGCCAAUGCUUUUACACAGAAAAUCCGUUGUGGUACCUGGUAGCUUGGAAAAAGAAGAUAGGAUGUUGUGUUUGGUUCCAGAAAUAUCUUAUUUGACUGGUUUGACAGAUACGAUGAGGAGUGACUAUAAGGUCAUGAAAGAUGUUGCAGAGUACACUCGCGUCACUCCCCAACAAAGAAUAUCUUCCCUCAAAACAUACCUUGACAACGUGCGAAAAUGUGAAAAGGCACAAAUGAUUUUGGCCGAAUGGGGUCUACGUAUUUCAGAAGGAAAUUUAGAUCUUCCAGGCCGACAAUUGGAAACAGAACAAAUUAUAUUUGGAGAUUCCGUGACUAAAUCGGCGGGACCUGGAGCCGAUUGGAACAGAGACUUGGCUAAUAAUAAAGUUACUUAUGCGGUCGAUAUCCACAGCUGGGUGGUAUUUCACACAGCACAAGAUACAAAAUAUGCUCACGACUUUGGAUCUCUCAUGUGUAGAUUGGCUGGUUCACUAGGCAUCAAAAUUGCCAAUCCAAGAAUCGACAAAUUACCCAACGACAAUACAGCCACCUACGCCAAUUAUGUCAAGACUAGGAUCCAGAAAACUGACCAAGUCGCCGUGUUUAUUUGCCCAUCAAUACGGUCCGACAGAUACAACCUGAUCAAGAACCUUUGCUGUUCUGCCUUGCCGAUAGCUUCGCAAGUAAUUAAUUCCAGAACGCUUUCUAAGCCCGAUAAAGUACGAUCGAUUGUCUUGAAGAUUGCUCUUCAAAUUAACUGCAAAUUAGGAGGGACUUUAUGGACUCUAAAAUUUCCCUUCAAAGGCUGGAUGAUUUGUGGAAUUGAUGUUUAUCAUGGAGGGCCGUCACAGUCUGUUUGUGGAUUCGUUGCCAGUUUGAAUGAAAGUAUUUCAAGGUGGCACUCAAGAGCUUUCCACCAAACCAAGGAACUGGGAGACUUUUACAAAAGAGCCUUAACCGCAGCUCUGGAAAGAUACAAAGCCGAAUGCUUCUCCUUUCCUUCGAAAAUCAUCAUUAUCCGUGAUGGCGUCGGCGACGGCCAACUAGACCACGUCAAACGAUACGAGGUUGAGCAAUUUGAAAGUGUCCUACAGGCUUUUCAGCUGACGACAACUCUUUGUUUUGUAGUUGUACAGAAGAGAAUAAGUACAAGAAUGUUUGCUAUCAGAUCAGGGAAAGUAGAGAAUCCACCUCCAGGCACAAUUUUAGAUCAUACAGUUACACGGCGAUAUUUGUAUGAUUUUUUCCUGGUACCACAGAAUGUGCGUCAAGGCACGGUUAACCCUACACAUUACAUAGUAUUACACGAUAAAUGUAAUCUAAAUCCAGACCAUGUCCAAAGACUAUGCUACAAACUGUGCCAUCUCUACUAUAAUUGGCCGGGUACUAUAAGGGUACCAGCUCCUUGCCAGUACGCUCAUAAGUUGGCUGCAAUGGUGGGACAAAGUGUUAAGGCUGAACCAAGUCUGGAAUUAGCAGAUAAAUUGUGGUACCUGUAAACCUAAUUAGAUUAAUUAUUGGAUUUAUUAGUUGUAAGUUUUUUUAUUUUGUUUAUGGAGGAUAGUUAUUUUGUGAUCUUUGCUUAUUUAUUUUUGGUUAGUUCAAUUAACAGUAUUUCAGCAAUGCUUAUAUUUUCUCCAGCCAUCCUUAACCCUGUUUAUUUGUCAUAGAUAUAUAUUUCUAUAUGAAGCAACCAAAAAGUAUUAAUAAUAAUAACGUACAGGGUGAACCAGUAUAAAGGGAACACUCCCUACCUUUUCAUUAAUUUUUUUUUGUACAUGUCAUAUUAAGACCCGGUUUAUUCACCCAUAAAGCUUCCUUGAUGUUAUUUUCACUACCUCAUAUUUCAACUGGAGCAAAAAUAGCUGAACGUGUUUUAUCAGACAAAUAUUUGCACUGCCAUUAAGGGCGGUUUAGACUCUCAGUUAAGUUAAUUUUUGCAAAACAGCCAUUUUGUACAAAAUUUGUGCAAAUCUAUAAGUUAUGUAUAUUCGUUUACACAUUCAGUUAAUUGGUACUACUGUUCCGAAGUUUUUUAUUUGACUAACCUCAAAAUAAAGACAUCAUUUUCUGCUUUUUGUUAAUCUCAACCAACAAAUCUUCAAAAUUAUUUACCCAGUUUGACUGAAGUAUGUUUAGACUGUCAGAUAACUGCACCAAUCUCAGUUAAUUUUCAAGACGAAACAGAUAUCAAACGAGCUAAAUUUUUGAACUGCGCAAAUUAACAAUUUCUAUUUACAUUUAACGAUACUUGCACAAAUUAACUGAGAGUCUGAAUCACCUUUUAGAGAUAUUUUUAUUUUGGGAUUCGAUAUUUUUUUAGGAGCAAUAUUAUUUUAAAAAGAUCAUGUUUUUUUUGGAAAUUCGGAUUUUUACGAAGUAUGUAUGGAAGUAGUAAAUCUAAUAGGAGAAGAAAUAUGUAGGUACAAUGUACUUAUGCAAUGUAACAGAGGAUUCCACUUUGCAAUAAUUGAAGUUUCCCACUGUUUUGUGUUCAAAGUUACCUUUCUACAAAUUUAUCAAUAGCCUUGUUUCUUCCAUUGUGAAAUUUCACUGCAUCUUUAUUUAUAUAUUUUCUUGUUCUCUUUAUUUUUAAUUUUUUAGAAAGUAUUUGAUUUGAUUGACUUUGAGAAUAUCUAUAUGAGAGCGUUCAAAUCUCAUCGUCUCAAUAUUCUAUUUUUAUAUUUGUAGUUUGUAAUUCGGGUAAAUUCUAGUUAAACUCGCUGGCACUCUAAUAAGUCGGUUUUGACAGCUUUGAUUAUAGGCUUAGUGUAUUUCGUUGCAUUUAGUUAGCUUUUGGUUUACUUUUGCAAUAAUUUAAGCAUUAAUUUUAAAGGAAAAGAGCAAUUGAAAAAUUGUGAGAAGAUAAUUUAAAAAAGUAAACCAUUGGUUAUUUACAUCCUAAUUUUCCAUAUUGAUUUGGAUAUGUUAGAAUAAAUAUUUACUUUGUUAUGAAAAAGUGUUUUU
Ceutorhynchus assimilis (cabbage seed weevil) is the source of this 4454-nucleotide messenger RNA. NCBI's taxonomy places the organism in Eukaryota, Metazoa, Arthropoda, Insecta, Coleoptera, Curculionidae. The record is from the annotation of a GenBank genome assembly.